Sesamum indicum (sesame) is the source of this 2014-nucleotide messenger RNA. RefSeq names its product F-box/FBD/LRR-repeat protein At1g13570. NCBI's taxonomy places the organism in Eukaryota, Viridiplantae, Streptophyta, Magnoliopsida, Lamiales, Pedaliaceae. Gene Ontology annotation, molecular function: protein binding. The record is from RefSeq and is a predicted model, not a curated record.
UUCUCGGCAGUCAAUAUUGUCUUCUGCUUUUGUUCUAUACGAGUAACAGACACACAACUGUUUUGGUUUGUGUCUAUGCAUUUUUUUGUGUUACUCGAGUGCUUGAUCCUGUCGGCAUAUGUGAACAUGUUUGUUUGUGCAUGAGCAUUAUUUUGGUUCUAGACAUUGUUAAACAACAGCACAGUGGUAGAGUAAAAUGCAUCACACACAAAUUUUAGCACAGACAAGACAUACAAUAUGUGAAGGAAAAGAAUUGCUCUGGUAACUUGACCAUCUCUAUAUCCCAUAAUUGAUUUCACUAAACCCUUUUUAUCACAAUAAAUUUAACACUUGAAGAACAGAUGAACUAUGAACAUGACAAUAGUCUUGUUCCGUUGGCAUUAUAUGCUAUAUAACUCUUUAGACAUAUCUUUGUAGAAUUCGCUGCUUCUAGUUUCAUCAUCACUUUGCACAAUUCAUUAAAUGCUGCAUGUUAUCUCUCUGUGACACUACAUCAUGUAUCUAUUUAUCAACGUUCUAUUGUGUGCUACGCAGGCCAGUGUUGUGUUGCUUGAACGGAACUUACAUGCUUGUUCUUAAUUUGCAGAAGCAAAGAGAACCACCAGAGUUGCCUUGCAAUUUAAGAAUAGAGGUGGACAGAAUUAGCAACUUACCAGGGCAUAUCAUAGACAAAAUUUUGUCACAUUUAUCACUGAGGGAUGCUGUUCGCACAAGUAUUUUGUCUACCAAGUGGAGAUACAAAUGGGUCACCCUUCCUUAUCUUGUAUUUGAUAAUCAAUCUGUUUUAGUCUCUGCACAAGAUCAAACCCUCGUAAAAAACAAACUAGUGAGUAUUGUUGACCAUGUGCUUUUACUUCAUACUGGCCCGAUACACAAAUUUAAGCUUUCUCAUCGAGAUCUUCAAGGUGUUAGUGAUAUUGAUAGAUGGAUUCUAUUCCUGUCAAGGGGUUCUGUCAAGGAAUUUAUACUUGAAAUAUGGAAAGGUCAUCGUUACAGGCUUCCUUCUUCUAUAUACUCGUGUCAAAAGUUGAUUCAUUUGGAACUUUUUAACUGUCUUUUGAAACCUCCAUCUAAUUUUAAUGGCUUUAGAAGCUUGAAGAGCCUUGAUCUUCAACACAUCACCAUGGAUCAAUUGGCAUUUGAGCAUAUGAUAUCCAGUUGUCCUUUACUCGAGCGGCUGACAUUGAUGAACUUUGAUGGUUUUACCCUUCUUAAUAUCCAUGCUCCAAAUCUCCUUUUCUUUGAUGUUGGAGGAGUUUUUGAAGAUGUCAGUUUCCGAGAUACCUUCCAUCUGGCUGUUGUCUCUAUCGGUCUGUAUGUGAACACUGGAAAUGAACGCAAUCUAGCUUUUGGCAGCACUGGCAAUUUGAUCAAGUUUUUUGCCUGCCUUCCUCAUAUUCAAAGGCUAGAAGUGCAGAGCUUUUUUUUGAAGUAUUUGGCUGCUGGAACCAUUCCAGGGAAGCUGCCUAAACCUUGUGUUGAUCUUAGUUUUCUUUCAAUACGCAUUAAUUUCAAUGACAUUGAAGAGAACCUGGCUGCUCUUUGCCUUCUCAGAAGUUGUCCCAACCUUCAGGAACUUGAGAUGUUGGCUCGCACAGAGGACCAGGCUCCCUCAAGAGCAGCCACCAACAUUGCUGAAAAUUUUCAGAGCUUUCCCUUUAAUCAACUACGGAUUAUUAAGAUUGUCGGAAUCUCUGGCAUUCGACAAGAACUGUAUUUCAUCAACUUCCUGCUCGCUAACACACCAGUUCUUGAAAGGAUGACAGUCAAGCCGGCUUCAAUGGACGGCGGAUGGGAAUUAGUGAAGGAGCUACUUCGCUUCCGACGAGCUUCCAUGCAUGCAGAAAUCAUUUACCUGGAUCCUUAGGUUGUUCAAAAUCAUAAAUAGACCAACUUUGGGUUGAUGAGACUGCCGUUGAUGGGUUCGUGUAUCUUGACGGUUGAUGGCCUUGUUUGGUUUUAUUUCCAAAAGUCUCAUUUUCAAUUCUAUAUUAUUUUAAAUUGUUCGAUGAUC